GGGGACGUAUUUCUUUGUUGCACACUUCCUCUCUCUUCCGGAAAGUUGUGUGCAGUCAGAACUGUACAAGGAAGGCUAACUACGAAGUAUUUAUAUCGAUUUCACCGGAUGAAUUUCAUCUCAGCAGGCAGACCGGUCAUUUUGAGGCCUGUUGAAUGGCUGCUCCACCCUCACCUCAUAACCGUAGUCGACCCAAGGAUGAAGAGGAAGAGGACUUGGUGGACCGGAUCGUGGGGCGAACAGGAUGUGCUGGACAGCACUAUGCUGUACAGGAGUGCAUGGCGGAACAUCAGGACUGGCGUAGGUGCCAGGAACAGGUGCAGAGCUUCAAAGACUGUAUGGCUGCCUUCCAGAAUGCUAGGAAGGAGCAACUGUUGAAGCAGAGAGUAGGAGAGAUGUCCUAGCAGUGAAUGAUGAGCUUGCUGCUGCUGUCACCUUUGACAGUGGUUUAGAAAGUGUUGCGUUUUGAUUUUUUUUUCCUUGUUCAUAACCAUACAUCUUCUGUCUUUAUGUAAAAUUGUAUUACAUAAAGAAAACCUUGUUAAGAUUAGUUUUUUUGAAUAAAUUGGCCACAGUGAUA
Messenger RNA from Scleropages formosus (Asian bonytongue), 580 nucleotides. Its product is annotated as cytochrome c oxidase assembly factor 4 homolog, mitochondrial-like. The transcript has 2 exons. Gene Ontology annotation, cellular component: mitochondrial intermembrane space. The record is from RefSeq and is a predicted model, not a curated record. The coding region runs from base 156 to 404 and encodes 82 amino acids. Gene Ontology annotation, biological process: mitochondrial respiratory chain complex IV assembly. NCBI's taxonomy places the organism in Eukaryota, Metazoa, Chordata, Actinopteri, Osteoglossiformes, Osteoglossidae.